GAAAGCUUUGGACUUGGCUCUGUACAGGAAAUCAUGGCUAUGGCGAUUCGUGUCUUGGCAUCACCGUCUCUCCGUAGAUCUCAUAAUCACUUGAAAAUUCUCUUCUCCCAACCUCUUCUCUGCAGAAGAACCAGAAGUUUGGGUGAUUUUGUUAUGGUUCAGGAGUCUGCUUUGGGACACCGCUUUGGAAAUGAGGGUUUUGUCUCAGAUGGGCAACGAUGGAUUCACUCGGUUGGGUGUUUAAGAAUGGCUGACAAGGUUGUGGAGCCCCCAAAUGUGGGAGCUGUCGAUGGUGCUGGUAAUAAUGCUAAGGUGAAGAGGACGAAGCUCAAGGGAAAAAGAGCUGUUGUGAGAUGGCUCAAGUUCUUUAGGUGGAAGAAAAAGAAAGAGUAUGAGAGAAUGACUGCUGAAGAGAAAAUUCUCUACAAAUUCAGAAAGGCAAGAAAUAAAGAGGAAAGGCUUGUUAAAGCUCUUAAGAAGCUUGAGCCUGCUGAGACAUCGGAGACAACCCAUGAUCCGGAGAUAUUGACUCCGGAAGAGCACUUUUUCUUUCUGAAGAUGGGUCUGAAGUGCAAGAACUAUGUUCCGGUCGGUAGGCGCGGAAUCUACCAAGGUGUUAUCCUGAACAUGCACUUGCACUGGAAGAAGCAUCAGACUCUGAAGGUGGUGGUGAAGACAUUCACACCUGAGGAGGUGAAAGAGAUUGCCUCAGAACUGGCAAGAUUAACUGGAGGAAUUGUGCUUGAUAUUCAUGAGGAGAACACAAUUAUUAUGUACAGAGGGAAGAACUAUUCUCAGCCGCCGACGGAAAUAAUGUCACCCAGAGAAACUCUCUCUAGGAAGAAGGCUCUGGAUAAAUCCAAGUAUAGAGAUGGCCUCCGUGCUGUGAGAAAAUAUAUUCCGAAACUCGAACAAGACCUUGAGUUGCUGCAAGCAAAGGCCAAGACCAAGCCUGCAAGUAUCACUGAAACUGUUGAAGAAAUCCGAGAAACAGAUAUAGAGAGUGUAGAUUUUGAAAGUUGUUCAAACGUCCAGUGGGAGAAUCCAGAUAAGCUGAAAGAAAUAGAAGAUAGAAGCAACCGAGGAUCUGACUCUGAUGAUGAUCUUGAGACGAAAGCCGGGUUGGCUUCAGAUUCUGAAGGCCUAUCAGAUCUUUUUGAGACCGACUCUGAGUCAGGCACGGAGGAGAAUGCAGAAAGGCCUCUUUAUCUGGAAGAGUUUGAAAAGUUUUCAGCAAAAAGCGAGGGAGAACUUGAAGAUUUUGAGGAUCACCUACGUCAAAUAUCUGUUGACUCAAAGAAGGCCAACUCGUCUAGCGAAGACGCGGAUUUGCAGAAUUUAGAUGAGGUUGAUAGGCUGUUUCUCCGUGCUGCUGCUCUUUUGAAGAACAGGAGAAGAUAGUUUUGUAAUGUAUUUAUUACCAUAACUGAUUUAAUACACUUUCUUUGGAGGUACUAUUUUCGUUAUACGAGGGAAAUUUUUUUCUUUAGUGCUUGCUCAUGUUAUAUUCAUGAGUAUUACUUGCCCUUUUCUACAUUUUGGAACAUUAAUAAUGUGCCUGGGUGUUUCCGCAGACAACAAUAAUACUU
This is a messenger RNA of Morus notabilis, 1589 nucleotides long. RefSeq lists its product as uncharacterized. The coding region runs from base 34 to 1401 and encodes 455 amino acids. The transcript is spliced from 4 exons. NCBI's taxonomy places the organism in Eukaryota, Viridiplantae, Streptophyta, Magnoliopsida, Rosales, Moraceae. The record is from RefSeq and is a predicted model, not a curated record. Gene Ontology annotation, molecular function: RNA binding.